Molecule: messenger RNA, 5753 nt
Organism: Leguminivora glycinivorella
Lineage: Eukaryota; Metazoa; Arthropoda; Insecta; Lepidoptera; Tortricidae
Gene: Sin3A
Product: paired amphipathic helix protein Sin3a
Biological process (GO): negative regulation of transcription by RNA polymerase II
Cellular component (GO): chromatin
Molecular function (GO): transcription corepressor activity
Source: RefSeq, a predicted model, not a curated record
GCGCUGCGUGCAGUCAGUCGGCCGCGCAGCUUGGUGCGCGACGUUCGUCAGCGGAGCCCUCCGCUUGCGUCCCUCCUGUCCCGGGCCGGCGUUGCCGCGAGUGCGAGAGAGAUAACAGGCUGUUGAGAGAGCGAGAGACGCGUGACAGAGACAGCGCUAUGGCAGUGUCGCAACCUCGCCCACCUGACCGUGUUGACGCCGCGCUCGAAAAAGUUGCGCCGUUGCGCUAUUUGGAGGCGCACGAAUAUGCUCGCGAGCGUAUCGUGACGCGUUAUUAUCGGCACCACUUGCUUUACAACAGUUUUUUAAGUUACAAAAGGGUAUUUCGACAGAAGAUUGAAGAAUUGACGUAAUCUCGUUCAGGAUUGAUCGGUGAUCGUGUGAUGGCUCUCUGAUCCACCAUGAUGAAGCGAACAGGCGUCCCCCGGCUGGCCCCGGAUGAGCCUGCCCCGCUGCCUCAGUCACCUGCUCAGAUGCAGCAAGCUGGUGCAAGCAAUAUGCACACUUUGGCCCAGUCGGCCCAACCCCAAAUCAUUGGUCCAGCGGCCAUGCUAUCAGUGGGCGGGUACGCGCGCGGCGCGCGGCCCGCGGCCCCGCGCCCCGUCAUCAACUACAUGAAGGCCGGCGUGCAGUACCCCAAGCAGCCGCCGCAGCCGCAACAACCGCCUUUACGGCACAAGGUUACGCCGCCGCAGCAGCCGCUGCCGCUCGGAGCCGCCGGCCCGGGCCGCCAGUCGCCGCCCGCCGCGCUGCCCGCCGCCGCGCAGCCGCCCGGCGCGCAGUUCCAGCGGCUCAAGGUCGAGGACGCUCUGUCCUACCUCGACCUCGUCAAAUACAAGUUCAACACUCAACCACAAGUCUAUAACGACUUUCUGGACAUCAUGAAGGAGUUUAAGAGUCAAACGAUUGACACUCCCGGGGUAAUCACCAGGGUCUCGAACCUGUUCAAGGGGCACCCGGAGCUUAUAGUCGGCUUCAACACUUUCCUGCCCCCGGGAUACAAGAUUGAAGUACAGAGCAAUGGACAGGUGUCAGUGUCGAUGCCGUCUCCGACCGGGCUGAACAGCGGCGGCGUGCUGCUGGGCGUGGGCAGCGUGGGCGCCGUGCCGCAGCCCGCGCACCACCCGCCCGCGCAGCUCGUGCACCUGCUGCCCGUCGCGCAGUCUGUCAGCAACGCGAUAGUGCACAACUUGUCUGUCAGCGCGGCCCCGGCGAACACGCUGCACCAUAUAUCGCAGGCGCAUCAGCAGAUUGAGGCGGCCAUACAUCAUGCUCCUGGCACGGUCGCGCCACCUGCUGGCUCAGGUCCGCACGCAGCGCCUGCGCCGCCCGGUCAGCCUGUCGAGUUCAACCACGCUAUCGAAUAUGUCAACAAGAUAAAGUCGCGGUUCUCUCGCCAACCGGACAAGUAUAAGCGGUUCCUGGAGAUCCUGCACGCGUACCAACGCGGCCAUAGGGACGUGAAGGAACCUCAGGCCAAGCAGCAGACGGAACAGGAGGUUUAUUCGCAGGUGGCGAAACUGUUUGAGAACCAGGACGACUUGCUGGCGGAGUUCGGCCAGUUUCUGCCGGACGCUAAGGCGGUGACCAAGCCACACUACCCGCCGCAUCCGCGCACGCCUCCGCUUAUGGCACCACAGCAACGUCCGGAACCGGAGCCCGAGCGCUUCCUGCCCGCGCCCGCACCCUCGCCGCCGCACGCGCAGCCGCCGCAGCAUCUGUUGCCGCAGCAGGUGGCCAAACACACGAGCACUGUUGCGAGCAGCGCUCCGCCGCAGCAGCAUCUGAAGCGCUCGCCUAGCUUCACCUCGUCUACUCAGAUGCCUGUCGGCCUCCCGCCGCCAAAGAAGCCGCGCAUAUCGUCCUUGACUGGUGGCAUGGUGCGAGACGUGUCAUACGCAGAGGCUGCCAAAUACGGAACCCAACAGGAAUACAACUUCUUUGACAGAGCCCGCCGGGCGCUCCGGUCACAGGAGGUUUAUGACAACUUCCUUAGAUGCCUGCUGCUCUUCACCAACGAGAUCAUCUCGUCCUCUGAGCUGGUGUCGGUGACGUCGCCGUUCCUGUGCCGCCACCCCGAGCUGCACAAGUGGCUGCAGGACUUCGUUGGGCCCGUCUCGCCCCCCUCCACCCCCACGCAGCCCAGCUCCGGUUACAACAACAGCUACGGCAUGUCCAGCAACAGCCUGCUGGGCUACGAUCGCGAGCGGGAGCGUGAGCGGGCAGACCGCGAGCGCUCGCUGGACAACAAGGCGUCCGUGCGCUACGAGCCCAUUGGACCGCUCGGCGCUCAGCUGCGCCAUGACAGGCCGCAGGGCGACGCUGCGCUUGAUAUAGAUCUGUCGACGUGCAAGCGUCUGGGCACGUCGUAUUGCGCGCUACCGCGCGAGGCCGCUGCGCGCCGUUGCUCGGGCCGCACGCCGCUCUGCAAGGAGGUGCUGAACGAUACUUGGGUAUCCUUCCCUACGUGGAGUGAGGACUCGACCUUCGUGACGUCACGCAAGACGCAGUAUGAAGAGUACAUCUACCGGUGCGAAGAUGAAAGAUUUGAGCUGGACGUGGUAAUAGAAACCAACGCUGCCACCAUCCGCGUCCUCGAGGGCGUGCAGAAGAAGCUGUCGCGCAUGACGGCCGACGACGCGGCCAAGUACCGCCUGGACGACUGCCUCGGCGGCCACUCCGCCACCAUCCACCAGAGGGCGCUGCGCCGCAUCUACGGCGAGAAGGUGGCGGUGGACAUCAUAGCGGGUCUGAAGAAGAACCCCGUGGUGGCCGUGCCCGUCGUGUUGCGCCGGCUCAAGGCUAAGGAAGAGGAAUGGAGAGAAGCUCAGAAGGGCUUCAACAAGCAAUGGCGCGAACAGAACGAGAAAUACUACCUGAAGUCGCUCGACCACCAGGGCAUCAACUUCAAGCAGAACGACCUCAAGGCCAUGAGGUCCAAGUCUCUCUACAACGAGGUGGAGAGUGCGUACGCCGCGCGCAAACCCGGCCCGCAUCUCGUGGUAGACUACCACUUGAAGGGCCGACAGGAAGCCAUCAAAGUGGUCCGCGACGCGGCCGAGCUCCUCAUCCACCACGCGCGCCGCCAGACCGGCAUACAGAAAGCGGAGAAACGACGCAUCAAGCAGCUGCUCAGGCACUUCCUGCCAGACUUGUUCGCGCACCCUAGACAACCGCUCUCUGAUGAUGAGAGGGACGAAGAAGAGAAAGAGGAGCCUUCGAGCCCGGCCGGGAGCCCCGCGGCCGAGGCCGCGGCUGAAGACAAGGCAGUUAAACAGGAGAAACAAGAGUCGUCAGAGUCUGACAACGCGUCGGACAAGUCGUCCCGCCACCACAAGAACGACAAGGAGAACAAACCGAAGAACAACAACCACGAGCCGCGCGCCGACAAGGAUGUCAAGGAGGAGGACGACUUCAGAGACCAUCCGCCCAACGAGGCGCGGUUCGUGUGCACGAUGUCGUGGUACAUCUUCCUGCGGCUGCACGGCGUGCUGUGCGCGCGGCUGGGCGCGCUGCGGCGCGGCGCGCUGGCGCUGGCCGAGCGCGAGGCGCAAGAGCGCGCGCUGCGCCGGCCCAGCGUCGCCGCCGCGCUGCGCCUCAAGCCCAACAAUCUCCCAGCGGACGCGUCAUCACCCGCGGAUUACUACCCCGCGUUGCUGGAGCUAGUCCGCGGCGUCCUCGACGGCAACACGGAGGCCACGGCGUACGAGGACGCCGCGCGGGAGAUGUUCGGCAUACACGCGUACCCCGCCUACACGCUCGACAAGCUCGUGUGGAACGCCGUGCGACAGCUACAACGCUGCGUGUCGGAGCCCUGGUCCCUGCGCGCGGCGGAGCUGGCGGCGCGCGGCGGCAUGCGCGGCGCGCUGUCCUACGUGAGGAGAGCGCAGCGCUUCUUACAUAAGGAACACACAGCUUUUCUUAUCAAACUGUACGGUGGCGACGAGUGCCGUGUGUCCUUCGAGUUGCUGGAGAGCGGAGGAGAAGGGCGGGCGUCUCCGAACAAUGACUCUUCGCGGUUGUCGCCUACCAAUCAGUCGCGGGCGUCCGCGCCGAACGGGUCUCCGGUGUCCCGGCUGGCGGCGUGGUCGCUGUACACGGAGCGCUACUCGCGCCCCGACCUGCGCGCGGCGUCCGCGCCCAACAAGCCCGUGUUCCUCGCGCGCAACGCCGCGCGCUGCGGGGGCUCCGGCCACAACGUGGCGCCCGGCGACUGCGGCGCCGCACACGCCGCGCGCGGCAAGAGGAAACCGCACCGGAUCGUCGACAGGAGCGAGUGCACGCUCAGCAGCGGGAUCAGACUGGUAGCGUCCCGUCCUCACCACUUGUACCGCGCGGGGGCGCUAGCGGCGGCCAAGGCCUCGCACGAGAGGCUCCACGCGGCGCGCCGGGCCAAGUUCAAGACGUGGCUCCAAGGGAACGCUUACCGAUGAUCUAACACGUUCUAGACACCCCUGCCCUACAGUAUGUACGGUUGACGACCAAAACUUACUGUACGACAAAUCUACAUGAUAUAAAUCAUGCCUUUCUGUAAAAAGAAAACUUUUUGCAAACUGUACGUUUUUACGCGUCAAAAUUUGAAUCUUUAUAACAAUUCAGUAUUAAAAUAAAAAGAUUUUCAAAAUUAAACAGUGAGUUUUAGUUGCCAAUUGACUAAAUUGAACCCUGAAUCGUAAAAAAUAUACAUACAUUUUUCAAUAUAAAUGUUAAUAAAAGCUCCUAAUAAAUGUUUACAGAUCAAUAGUUAUAAAAUAUAUCUCAGAUUUCUAUCUUUUCACGGCAAAUUCUAACUCAAAUUUCUACCGAAUGGUGUUAUUUGUUCAAAACUCAUUACUUUUAAGACAGAGUGAGAAUAUUGUUUUUGUAAAUAAUUGAUUCUUGCCUAGCAAGAGGCUAUAUAAUAAUUAAUAAGUGAGUCCUGUUUAUUCGCGAUUUUGAUCUACUUAUUGUGAUUUUAAUGUGAUAAAGCACUUUUUAAAUAAAUAAUAUUGUCCGGAUAGGCGGGACUCGAAAGUAAUACUAAGCGCUUUUGAAAUAUUUAUUUGAGUCCAUCAAUAUACUUUUUGUAUGCAGUUAUUUUUAUCCGUGUCAAAUGAAUAUUAGAUUCAGUAGCCGUCACAAAUGUACAUACAUUGUAAUAUAAAUACCAGUUCAGUCAAUUAUGUAACUUUGGCUAUUGCCUGAAUAUGCACAAGUCACUCGAACUGAACCUAACGCCUAUGUAAAUAAAUCCACAGUUAAACAUGUAGAUAUUCUACUUACAGUCCUGAAAUCCACUGAAGUUAACACUUUGACUGCUACGCCUGACGUGAAUCUGUCCGGAGGUUGUCUGACGACUUAUCGCGGUCAAAGGGUUAAAAGUAAACUUCCAGAUUAUUUCCUAGUUCAUAAUAUUACCACAAACGAUAUUCUCGCUCUACUGGUUUUAAAGUCGGUCCAAAUAGGGCACAGGGUAUACGUACAUGCGUCAAAUUAUAAUAAUUUUGGGCCGGAUUUAGCCACGCAUUUGUAAAGGGGUAAUCUCAUUUUUACUGUUUUUUUUUUCGCCGAUCCACGUUUUAGUGGUGGGGCGUAGUUUAAGAUGGCGGCGACCGGAAGUGUGACGUCGUUUCCGCUCGUCGCCGGAUCUCUAUGAAGUACAGUGUGUCGAGUGUAUAUAGAGUGACCGUUAGUGUUGUUGAUGAACCAAUCUUGUUAAUUUGUAAAGAAAAAAUGACUUGUCAAGAGAAAUAAAUAUUAUUAUAUUUAUAAUA